Platichthys flesus (European flounder) is the source of this 863-nucleotide messenger RNA. RefSeq names its product apolipoprotein A-I-like. The transcript has 4 exons. The coding region runs from base 45 to 629 and encodes 194 amino acids. NCBI's taxonomy places the organism in Eukaryota, Metazoa, Chordata, Actinopteri, Pleuronectiformes, Pleuronectidae. The record is from RefSeq and is a predicted model, not a curated record.
ACUGUCUGAGAGACGAAGACAGACGCCGCCUCUGAAGUUCAAUCAUGAACGUCCUCGUGGUUCUCGCACUCGCCCUCUUCUCCGUUUGCAAUGCCGACGUGCAGAGCCAGGGGGCGCCCAAGAUCAACCUGGAGCAGGGGAAAGGCUUUUUCUGGGACCGAAUUGGCGAAGCUGUGCUCACUGCUGCGACCUGGGAGAAGGAGUUCAGACAGUCUGAGCUGGGGCAGGACGUCAACGCCAGGAUCACUCAGAGCACCGACUCAGUGAAGCAGUACUUCACUGCUCUGCUUUCUGAGGACGUGAUGACCCAGCUCACCCAGGAGGCCGAGCAGCUGCAGGUCUGCCUGAAGGAAGGUUUGACCUCGCUGGGAUCCAGCCUGCAGCCUGUCGCCGAGGACCUGGCGGCCAAACUCCAGACACAGGUGGAAGCCCUGAUCCCCGUCACCCAGAGCCUCCAGAAGCAGCUGACCCAGAAGACCCAGGAGAUCCGGGAGAGCCUGAUCCCGUACGGGGACAGGGUGAAGGACAGGAUGUACGACGGCUUCCACUUUCCACGUGUCACUGUUUCUAAAGCCUCCACACACCAACUGUUUCUCCCCAGUCUGCUCAUUGUAUAUCUCAUUAAAUAAGAGAGAUUUCAUGAAUGUUGAUGAAAAAAACACCAGUUAUGUUUGAAGGACUGAUAUUCUAGGGCAGAUCUAAAUAGAAAUCUGAAUGUAAUGAAUUUAAAUGUGGCUUCAUAAGCGGAAUGUUUGAUAUUCAAGUUGCUGUAUUGACUUGUUAAACGGCUUGAUUCUCUCACACUGUUGUGUAACAUGAAAUUGUACUAUUUUCUAAUAAAGUUCUCUGGUGUUGUGUAACUC